Molecule: messenger RNA, 387 nt
Organism: Sphaeroforma arctica JP610
Lineage: Eukaryota; Ichthyosporea; Ichthyophonida
Exons: 2
Coding region: 1-387 (128 amino acids)
Source: RefSeq, a predicted model, not a curated record
AUGCUCGGUCUUCUGCGGAUGUUGACGGAGAUUGAAGCAUUUGAGAUCGCCUGCGAACAUGUACCAGAGGUUAACAACGAGAUCGCUGACUACAUAUCCCGCGAUCGGCUGAAUGAUGCAAGAGCAAUGUUCCCUACGCCUUAUGCAUCUGUGCCCAAUAACGCUCGGUCACCGUGCACGACUACAAGAAGCCACGUUCGCAACUCAACACGGAGUAGUCGCCCCAUCUUUCUGCUAUUUGCAUCGGAUAUCAGUCUCCCGACCGCGUUCACACCUACGAUGACAGGCGCACCAGUACGUCACUUUCUACAGGAAGUCUUUCAACUAGCCACAGCAGCUCGAACUCGCGCCAGUAGCAAUACCGUCCAAUGGCACUUGAAGGUCUGA